Triticum aestivum (bread wheat) is the source of this 879-nucleotide messenger RNA. RefSeq lists its product as uncharacterized. The record is from RefSeq and is a predicted model, not a curated record. Lineage: Eukaryota; Viridiplantae; Streptophyta; Magnoliopsida; Poales; Poaceae. Gene Ontology annotation, cellular component: cytosol. Gene Ontology annotation, biological process: pantothenate biosynthetic process. Bases 388 to 879 code for a protein of 163 amino acids. Gene Ontology annotation, molecular function: pantoate-beta-alanine ligase activity. The transcript has 5 exons.
GCUAGGGUUUCGGGCGGGGCGUCCCCUUUGUCGCCGGCGAGGCUCUGGCGGCCUACGGUGGCUGGUCCCACCCACGUGUGGCUCUGUAUCAUGGACGUUCCUCCCGCGCCCGACGGCCACGGGUGGUCGUGGCGACGGCCUCUUCAACGGCGUCGCCGGACUAGCUCCACGCGUGGGGAAGGCAUCUCUGCGGGUUCCCCAAGGUGAGUGCGAUGCCAAGGAGAGACAGCAUCGAGGAAGGCAUCCUAGGACAUCAUCAUGCUCAACGGCUUCGCCCCCAUCAUCAUCGAGUUCUUUGGUUACGCCGCAAACAGGUGUGCGACCAGCCAGCAACCAGCGGCGCCAUCUCUAUUCCCUGACACUGGAUAAUGGCAUGGCUAAUGGCCUAUGCGCGGUGCGCCCGUCAGUGCCCGUGCUCCCAGGCCGGUGCGGCCGUUACAGCUGCUUGCUCAAGGCGGCGUGCUGACUGCCUGGUUCGUGACCUUGAUUUUUCAUAGAGAUAUAGUAGAAUCAGAUAUAGUGCGAGAAGCCAAUGGUAUUGCAAUGAGAUCUCAUAAUCUCCCUGAGGAAAGGGAGAAGGCAUUAUCCAUUAGUAGAUCACUAGUAAAUGUUAGAACUGCCGCAUUGAAUAAUAGCAACAGUGCUGGUGAACGUAUAAAGGAUCAAAUAGUGCAAACACUGACUGAAGCUGGUGGUCAGGUUGAUUAUGUUGAGGCUCACCGUGGUGUUCGGGCUGCUUGCCAUGCCGGCCGGAACGCCCAUACACGUGUUCAAGAACCUCCGGUGUGCGGCGACUGCCAUGCCGCAAUCAAGAUGGUCGCCAAGGUGUACAACAGAGAGACGACACGGCCAUGCCAUGAAGGUUGCAGAGCACAGUGA